GCCCCGCCGCCCCGCGCCCGGCUCCCUCGCGCCCGCGCCCGCGCUCUCCAAAAUGUGGCACAACGUGGGGCUGACCCUGCUCGUGUUCGUGGCCACGCUGCUCAUCGUCCUGCUGCUGAUGGUGUGCGGUUGGUAUUUUGUAUGGCAUCUUUUUUUAUCAAAAUUCAAGUUUCUGCGGGAACUUGUGGGAGACACCGGAUCCCAGGAAGGAGAUCAUGAGCCUUCAGGGUCUGAAGCAGAAGAGGAUGCUUUAUCAUCUCCACACAGGAUGAGAUCUGCUCGCCAAAGGAGGGUACCUGCUGAUGAAGAUCACUGACCCUGCCCUCAUCCUGUGUUAGUGAAGAAUGAAAAACAAUUGAGAGCCUGUGUUUUUAAUGACUUGGCUUUGCAAUUUGCUAAAAGACUGAAGAGCAUUUGUACUUGAAUUUUAAUUCCAAUUAAAAAAGAUUUACAUGUAAGCCAUAUGAAAAUAAAGGGAAUUAAAACCAAAUUGGACCAUUGCAAAUGGUCAUUUUAGAGAAAUCUUUUGCCUCACUAGCUUUCUACUUAUAUGUAUAUUCCUUGUCUUGGGCUUAUUUUCUUUCACUAGGGUAAAUCUGGUAACUAUUACAUGCUUGAAAAUCCAUAGUUUACAAAUUAGGUCUAUAAUGUAUGUUUUCUUUCCCACACGUUUAACCUUGUUUGAAAUUGGGCUGCAUUUUGUGAUCACUCUCCACUAGACAUUGCUUAUGAUGUGUAUAUUCACCUGUUCACGUGUGAACUAGCUUUCCAUACCAUCACUGUAUUGUUGGCAAAAAAAAAAAAUAUAUAUAUAUAUAUACAUAUCUGUUUAGUUUAAUUGGGAUUUUAAAAUGUCUUCAGGGCCAGAGAGAUAGUGUCAAGGUAAAGGCAAUUAAUUGCCUUAUAUGCCACUGACCCCAGUUUGAUGCCUGUCACUGCAUAUGGUCCCCCAUGCACCACCAGAAGUGAUUCCUGAGCACAGAGCAAGAGUAAGCCCUGGAAAUUGCUGGGUGUGAUCCCACAUCCCUCCCCCCAAAUAUAAAAAAAAAAUGAUGAAACUCAUAAUUUCUUCAUAUAGAUUACACUAUGAUUCAGUACUGAAAAGAAUAGUUACUGCAGAUGCAGAAAAGUAUGGAAAUGGAGCAACAGGACAUAUUUGAUAAUAGUGAAGCAAAUAUCUGUUACUGGAGGAAUGACUGAACUUCAUAUUAUAAGUAAAAUGUACUGUAGGACCUAAGCAAGGAAGAUAUGAAUAGACGAGUUGUACUAUAUUUUGUCAGUUAGAAAUGUUCUGAUGUAUUAUUACAUGCAAAGUGAUGAUACUGAAGGCAGUGGAUAUUGCCAAAACCCUCCUGAAACAAAAUUCCAAAGCAAGAAGCAGGUGUGAUUGAUUCAUGUAUGAAGCAGGACUAUCAAUAAGGUACCAGUUAUUUUUUUGCUGGAUAAAGAAUAUCCUUUGUAUUUAUAUAUCCUUUAUCCUUCCUGCUGACAUCAGACAUAAGGAACUGGUAGAGCGCUCUUCGAGGAAAUCUUGCAUCAGUAUUUUUGAUGAAACCAAGAGACCUGUUGGUGUGGAAAAAUGCAGACACCAACUACUAUGAAUUGAAGAGUGAUUAGGAAGAGUGGAACUUAGACUAUAAAAUUAUAAUUUGGCCAAUUUAUUUCAUACAGUUUUUAUAUAUAUGCACAAGAUUGUGAUAAAAAUUUGUCUAAAGUGCCGUUUCAGUAAAUGUAAAAUAAACAUUUUAUGUGAUAAGCAUUGUGUGAUAGCUUGUUUUUUUUUCUUAGUGAUAUACAUAUAAUAAAAGUAUAAAAUAAAACAGUUUGUAUAAGUUUUUCUUUCUGGAUAGCAAUUAUUUAUUAGAGUACUUAAUUUUCUUAUAAUGUUAAAAAUUCUCUAUCCUCUGUGAGAAUGGUUUUGGUGACCCAUUUGAGAUUUUAUAGCAGUUACUUAGAAAUCUAAGAGCUACCUUCUACUUUAGGAAGAGUAGAAUACUCCUUUUCAGCAGGAGGAACUUAAUGCUCCAGAAAUGUAUAAUGGAGAAGAUGCUUCUUUGCAACGAUUCAGUGACAAAACCUCAGAGGUACUGUAUAUUGAAGACAAAGAAUGAAUGAAAAUAUCUGCUUCACUAUAAAACAACUUCAGGUUUCCAUGUUAAUUUUAACUGACCUCUGGGCUAUUUACUGGGGAGAAGAGAUAAGGAUUAAAUAAUUUUCCUAUUUAUCUGUGCAGUUAUGAAUUGCAAAGCCAACUUUUUUCUAAUAAAAGUUCUUUCAUGUUUUUAACCUUUGUUUUCUGAAGAUCUAGUUAUCACAGUGUUACCUCCAAUUUAUGUAAUUAUGUUUGAGACCUCAUAGUUAGUUUUGUUUAUGGUUCUUAUACUCUGCCCCAAGUUAUAUUCCUGAUGAACAGCCCUGCUAUCCUGGUAGCCCCUUUGAUAUACUACAGGGGAAUCAAUAGCAUUUGCUUGAGGUUCUCAGCUGAGAGCAGGGCACAGUCUGAUCACACACAUUAUGUGAGUGUAGGGUUAAACAGUGACAUAGGUGUCAAGCAUUGACUUUAUGCCUCAUUCUAGCUAAAUACCAUAUUUGACUAUUCAUCUGUUAGAAUUUUCAGAAAUAUUCUGCUUAGAUUAUAGGAAAUGUACUCAAAUGAUAACUCAAACCAUGUUUUAAUUUCAGGGAGAGUAAAGGGAAAUCACUGAUGCCACGUAAAAAUUCUGCAGAAUAAUGCGUAUGUUUUAGUUUUGUGCUUCCUUUUAUCAGCAUACCAUAGUAAGAAUUUCUGUGGCAACAAAGGCAAGGGAAUUAUUUACACAGUCUAUACAGUGUUUUUUGUUCUUCUGUGUCAGUGCUUUUUAAGCUGAAUUUACUGUAACUUCACAAGUGUAUUUUCGUUUCUCAUUAGAGAAACUAGCUUGUGGUUAAUCUUAAAGUUUAUGAAGUUCUCUUUGUUUUUGUUUUGUUUUAAAGGUUUAUAAAGUUCUGAGCAUUAAAAACAAAAGUAUUAAGAUUGAAUACUCCCAAAUGAUGGUAAUCAAGUGUGUCAUCUUUUGAGGAUGAAUCUAAAAUUGAAGACUAUGGUAAAUUGUUUUAUUUCCCAACCAUCCAUUCUCAGAUCUUUAUUUUGUCUUUGAAACUUUUGUGGGAAAUCCCUACAUUAAUGUAUUGUCAGCAUUGUUCUGAUUUAAAUGCAAAAAAAUUAAUAAUUAGCAUUGUUGAAUAUGUUUUUUUGAAAAAAAAAAGUCAUACUAACAGUAGAAUUCAUCCAGUGGAUUUUGUAGUAAUCUUUUCUUGGUGGAUACAUAAAUGCAUUAUUAUGUGAUAGGUAACCAAUUUAUGGAUGUGUUGAUCCUUCAGUAGAUACUAGAUUUACAGCAACUUCAAACUUCAAAGCAUUGUUGGGAGUAUAUACAUAAUAUUGUCCUUCACAAAUAUGGCAUUUAAACCAAAAUGUGUUGUAAGAUCUGAAGCAAGAGUUUCAAAUAUUUUUAAGUAAAAAACAUUUUUUACUUUGAAGAUGAUUUAAACAUUAUUUUAAGUCAUAAAUGUACUUUUUAAAGUUCAAAGUACGUUUUAAUGUUAACAUGUAACUGGUAUUACCUUAGAGUCUGACUGGUAAACUUCAAGUGCUUUUAUAUGUAAAGUUGACUUUAAAAGUCAAUGAGCUCUACUCAAAGAUACAGAUUGACU
Sorex araneus (European shrew) is the source of this 3693-nucleotide messenger RNA. RefSeq names its product small integral membrane protein 13 (gene SMIM13). NCBI's taxonomy places the organism in Eukaryota, Metazoa, Chordata, Mammalia, Eulipotyphla, Soricidae. The transcript is spliced from 2 exons. The record is from RefSeq and is a predicted model, not a curated record. The coding region runs from base 53 to 316 and encodes 87 amino acids.